CACCGCACUGUGUUUUCUACUGGGAUCAUAUUUGUGUGUAUCUUAGGGAAACAAAACAAACAAUACACUGCGGAUUUGACUUAUCCAUCAAUCGGAUGCAAGCAGAGCCAGGCCCAACUUAACAAUGGGCCCCAUUCCCCUGUGUGUCCUGCUACCGGUUGUUCUGGCUGUGACGUUGGCUGCAGCUGCUGAGGAGAACGCAGUCGAUGAUGAGUAUACCUGGCCACAUUGGAAGGUGCCUCUAGUAAGAAAAAGACGUACUGUGCAUCUCAGCAGCCCCAACUUCUCAGCACAUCCACAACCGGAGUUAAGUGGGACCUGUGGGAUCGAGUGUCAGCGUCGCCUCCCUAAACCAUCUCUGCAAGACCUGGAGCAGUUCCUGUCCUAUGAGACGGUCUACGAAAAUGGUACACGCACGUUUACCUCAGUCUCUGUGCAAGGUGUCAAUGAGGUGACUGCCUUGUCCAAAAAUUCAUCAACUGGCUCACGCCAUAAACGGGAGGUUUACGGCACAGACAGCCGCUUUACUAUCUCUGAUAAGCAGUUCUCUACCAAAUAUCCCUUCUCCACCUCUGUGAAGCUCUCCACAGGAUGUUCUGGGGUUCUGGUUUCACCGAAACAUGUACUGACGGCUGCCCACUGCCUUCAUGAUGGGAAGGAUUACCUAAACGGAGCGCAGAAGUUACGUGUUGGUAUUCUGAAGGAGAAGUCCAGACGAGGGAAAGGAGGCAAAGGGAAAGGAGGGCGAGGAAAGGGAAAAAGGAGAAAGGGCGACAAAGAUAAAGAAGACGUCGAAGAAAAGGAAGAGAGCGUUGGGAAAGGGGAUCAAAAAGGGAAGGGGAAAGGUAGGAAGAGCCGGAGUCGGCGAAGUGCAGAAUCAGAGAAACCUUCUUUCCGGUGGACCAGGGUCAAGCAGACCCAGAUUCCAAAGGGCUGGUUCAAAGGUGUGUCUGAUGGACUGGCUGCAGAUUAUGACUAUGCUGUUCUCGAGCUGAAGAAAGCCCCAAAAGUCAAAUACAUGGAUAUUGGUGUUAUCCCCUCAGUUAAGAAGCUCCCCGCUGGGAGGAUCCACUUCUCUGGCUUUGAUGAUGACAGGCCUGGCAACCUGGUCUACCGGUUCUGCUCAGUGUCUGAAGAGUCCAAUGAUUUACUUUAUCAGCACUGUGAUGCCAAACCUGGCUCCAGUGGCUCUGGAGUCUACAUCCGCCUGAAAGAGCCCGGCAAGAAAAAGUGGACGAGGAAGAUCAUUGGGGUUUUCACCGGUCACCAGUGGGUGGACGUAAGCGGAAACGGGAUGCAACAGGAUUACAACGUGGCAGUGAGGAUAACACCCGUCAAAUAUGCUCAGAUCUGCUACUGGGUCCACGGGGACUCAAGUGAGUGCCGGGGGGCCUAAGACAACACAGGAUCCCCCCUCAACCACCUCCCCACUCCAUACCAUCAGACUACCUAAGAGACAUUUGACCUUUUCUAAGCCCCCCAACCUCCUUUACCAAACAGGGGCCCAAUGACUGCCUCAUGUCUUCCUGCCUCCAACAAC
Limanda limanda (common dab) is the source of this 1540-nucleotide messenger RNA. It is a transcript of the gene prss35, whose product is annotated as serine protease 35. The record is from RefSeq and is a predicted model, not a curated record. Gene Ontology annotation, biological process: proteolysis. NCBI's taxonomy places the organism in Eukaryota, Metazoa, Chordata, Actinopteri, Pleuronectiformes, Pleuronectidae. The transcript is spliced from 2 exons. Gene Ontology annotation, molecular function: serine-type endopeptidase activity. The coding region runs from base 125 to 1396 and encodes 423 amino acids.